AUGAAUGCAGAUAUUCCUAUAGAUAAGAAAAUAUAUAAUGAUAUAUUUGCCAAUUAUGAAAGUCUCUACAAUGUUGCUAAAAAUAAGUAUUUUGGGAAUAACAUGCCGAGUUCUGAUAUUACCACUUUUUGUUAUGGAUUUAUGGAUAAAAUGAAAAGUAAAGCAAAAAUAAACGGCAAUAGCUUUUUCUCAUCUUGCUUGGGACUCGGUCGUUAUUUAUAUUAUAUACAAAGUUUAAAUGAGCUUGUAGAUAGAAUAUCAAAUUGUAUAUACUUCUGUUACAAAUUAAAAAAUGAAGUAAAUAAAUACUAUGAUAAUCCUGAAGAUGUGAUGGCCUCGUACAAAAGUUAUAACGAGCUUCCCCAUUAUUACCCUACAGAUAGAGAUGCCGAAACGUUUAUUAAAGUAUGUCCUGGAUUUGAUGAUUAUUCUGGAGAUUUCACACAAAAAAUUUUGAACCAUUUAGAAAAUAUACAAUAUAUUAUAAAAAUAUUUGAUAGUAAUCAUGGUGAUGGCGAUCCAUGUAUGGUGAAAUAUGAAGAAUAUAUGGAUUCCUUAAAUAAAUAUAGAAGUAAUGAGAGUUUUAUCUCAAUGCUUGAAUAUAUUGAAAAUUUAUAUAAAAAUGUAUGCCCUAUGGAAAAUACACAAUUGGAUUCAUCUGAGAUAGUUGCCCCCCAAAGCCAAGAAGCAGAUAUUAUAACUACAGAAAGUAGAAUCAUUAAAGCAAAAACAAAUGCAUUGCUAAUGACAGAAACAAAUACAAGAUUAUAUAUAAGAACAUUUUUUAUAAUAUCUAAGACAUAUGAAAAUUCACUUGAUGAGGGGUAUAGAAUAGCAUAUAAGUCAGCAGACUACUACUAUUAA
Plasmodium gonderi is the source of this 864-nucleotide messenger RNA. Its product is annotated as variable surface protein. The record is from RefSeq and is a predicted model, not a curated record. The transcript has 3 exons. Bases 1 to 864 code for a protein of 287 amino acids. Lineage: Eukaryota; Apicomplexa; Aconoidasida; Haemosporida; Plasmodiidae.